Molecule: messenger RNA, 996 nt
Organism: Calliphora vicina (urban bluebottle blowfly)
Lineage: Eukaryota; Metazoa; Arthropoda; Insecta; Diptera; Calliphoridae
Product: alpha-tocopherol transfer protein-like
Exons: 4
Coding region: 1-891 (296 amino acids)
Cellular component (GO): membrane
Molecular function (GO): phosphatidylinositol bisphosphate binding
Source: RefSeq, a predicted model, not a curated record
AUGUCUCCUGAAUUAAAAUGUGGUGAUUUGUUACUAAAGUUAGAUUUGACAGAACCCAGCGAAAGUGUACAGAAUAAGGCUUUAGAGGAACUAAGAGAAAACCCACAAAAUAUUCAAAAUGGUUUAAAAGAAUUGCAAAGUCGUUUAGAAGCUGAAACAGAUUUAAAUAUACCCAAGACAAAUAAGGAGUGGUUGAUGAAAUUUCUGAGACCUUGUCAUUUUUAUCCAGAAAGUGCCAGAGAUUUGAUCAGACGUUACUAUAAUCUACGUCGCAAAUAUAACGAAAUUACCAACUUCUUAAUACCCAGUAAAUUGAAAAAUGUAUUCGAGGCUAAUUUGGUAACCAUAUUACCUCAACGAGAUCAAUAUGGUCGUCGCAUAGUAGUAUCAUUAGGUGGCAAACAGUGGAACCAUAAACUCAUACCCAUAGAUGAUGUCUUUAGCAGCAGUACUUUAUGCUCUGAACUCCUUCAAUUGGAACCGCAAACCCAAAUAAAUGGCAUUGUCUAUAUAAUGGAUAUGGUGGGUUUAUCAUUUUCUCAAGCUCUCCAUUUUACACCCUAUAAGGCCAAACGUCUUCUGGACCAUAUACAAAAUAAUAUACCCCUAAGAGUUAAGGCACUGCAUAUUGUCAAUCAACCAAGAAUCUUUCAACCGAUAUUUGCUGCAGCUAAACCAUUUUUCACCUCCAAAUUUGCAAAUCGUAUAAUUUUACAUGGUUGCAAUUAUGAGUCCCUACAUCGUUAUAUAUCGCCCGAAUGCCUGCCAGCAUGUUAUGGCGGCACAAUGAAUUCAGAAUUGAUGUAUGGCAGGGAAACGUACGAAUUGCUGUCUUACUAUGAGAAAUAUUUUGAAAGUUUACAAAUGUACGGUUUUAAAAAGGAAAGUUGAAAUAAUUUAAUUAUAAAAUAAUAAAAUUAGGAGGAUAUAGAGUAUAAAAAAGGUUAAAUAAAAUAUACCCACUGCUUUGAGUGGGAUCUAAUUUUCGAUUUUAAA